This is a messenger RNA of Strongylus vulgaris, 816 nucleotides long. The record is from the annotation of a GenBank genome assembly. NCBI's taxonomy places the organism in Eukaryota, Metazoa, Nematoda, Chromadorea, Rhabditida, Strongylidae.
AUGCAGCGACUUUUUGGUGAACGAGUGCCUCAAAUUGAGGGAGUCGCUUCAUCGCAGAGUCCGCCUACUUCCGCUGAGAUUCUACCAUGGAUACGGAAGAACGAAAUUGGCGAAGAUAGUGUGAUAGAAACCCCUUUUGGAAGGAGGCAGGCGAUUUAUUGCGACUACACAGCUUCAGCGCGUGCCAUUCGUCCAAUUGAAGACUAUAUAGUGGAGAAUGUGCUACCAUUAUAUGGGAACACUCAUAGUUCAGUGACGGUGACAUCAGAGCAGACUACCCUAUUCGUCCAUGAAGCUAGACAAGAAAUACGCUCAAUGACUGGAGCUGGUGAUGGAGAUAGCGUGAUUUUUACUGGCGCUGGUACCACAGCUGCAGUUGAGCUCCUAAUUCAUUUGAUGCAACCGGAAAAUUUGUUUGACAUAUACAACCAUGUUCCAGAUGAUUUGAUUCGUAUAUUGGAAGAGGCUCAAAAAGCUCAUCCUCACUGUCAGAUUCUAACGGCAUUUACGGCUUGCUCAAAUAUCACUGGUAUCUGCUUAGAUGUGCAGGAAAUUACUGCUAUUGUUAAAAGGCAUGCCUAUAUUGUCUAUAAAGCGAUAGCUGUGUGGGACUACGCAUCGGCUGCUCCUUACGUUGAUAUCAACGUGAACGGAACACAACCAGUGGAUGCGGCAUUCUUUUCCGGGCACAAAUUUAUUGGAGGGGUUUCUACUCCUGGAGUUCUGGUUGUCAAGAAGUCUUUGAUAAGAACUACGAAUCCGAAAAGAAUUGGUGGAGGAACGGUAUUUUUUGUAAGUUUUCAACAGAAGACCGCA